AUGGCGAGCCACUUCUUCCUCGUCUUCAUUCUCGUAAUUCUAACCGUCGCUAAUGGAAUUUCAGCAGCUGACUCUGAAAAGUCUCAAGCGCCAUCUUCAUCAAAGACUCUUGCUGACAACAAACCAACAGUAGAUAACUCUACAAAGAGCUUGAUUGAUAGUCUUGGUCCAUCUCAAGAUUAUCCGGAUUACGAAAUCCCCUUAGAACUUGCACCAGACGGUGUCGUGGUGGUGGGGGAUUACGUGCCCAUUAGUCCCAUCGGUGGAAGACAGACUCCCGAUACGCUUGCACAACCUGAAGCGGAUCAGGAUGUCAAAUCCUCGACAUCUAGCUCCGCCUCUAGAUCUUCUUCAACCAUUUUGGCUGUUGUUGUUGCGAUGGGAGGAGCCAGCUUGUUUUUCUUUUGAAACGGAGAGGAUUAAUCGUAUGUUCUUCUAUCAAUCAUAGAGUGAAACAUGAGAUAUUUUUCUAUUUGUGUAACAUCAAAUUUAUUUGUGCGUUGGACUUUUUAAUGGCAUUUUUUCAAUGUCAACGAGAUACUUCUUUAGUCAAAUGCUAAAAUAGCAUAAUCCUAGUGUGACACAUUCAAAACAAGAGAAACAUAUAAUCAUGGUAAUUAAUUAUAAAUAGAAGAAAAUAGAAUUUCUGGUACUUAGCCAAAAUAUCAGCUAGUUGAGUACAUGAUCGAUGAGCCCUAUAAUCUUUGUGUCUUCAAAACGUGUUUUUCAAAUACUUGCUGACCGAUCCAGUAACAGAUUUAGAAUCAAAACAUUGUCGUUCAUCAGAUUCAUCAACUUUUGACAAUCUUCAAGUACCACCUUCAUGUAUCCUCGAAACCGUACAUUUUUGCAUUGCAAUAGUUAUUCGAUUAUCGAGUGUGUGAUAUACGCUAGAUUUGAAAUCUACACAUUUGCCUCUAAUUAUAUUUUAAUAGAAUAAUCUUUUUAAGCAUUCAAAUGAUUAUACCUUAUUCGGUGUUCUCUUUUCUUUAUUUUAAGAGUAUUUAAACUAGCCAUUGGCAAAAAAAAAUAUAUAGAUAGAAUAGUCCAAAUAAAAUCUAUAAUUUACAGUUUUUCUAUACAAAAUUUAAAAUUUAUUUAGAUUUAGCAUCGGAUAUCCGGGUUUCGCCAAAAUGUCCAACUAAUCACAGAAGUGAGCAUGCCUUCAAAAACAUUUUAACAAAGCCAAACUUACCAAGUGGAAUCUUGAACUCAAAGUUAUUUA
Messenger RNA from Arabidopsis lyrata subsp. lyrata, 1225 nucleotides. RefSeq lists its product as uncharacterized. The transcript has a single exon. Bases 1 to 408 code for a protein of 135 amino acids. The record is from RefSeq and is a predicted model, not a curated record. NCBI's taxonomy places the organism in Eukaryota, Viridiplantae, Streptophyta, Magnoliopsida, Brassicales, Brassicaceae.